AUGGGACUUGCAUUAGACGGGCUACCUUUGGACAGGGAAGAUUUGAAGAAGGCAGGGCCACUCGUACGAAAAUAUGCUGCGAAGCAAAUUCUGGCACUUUGGCUCAAACAAAGACAUCGAGGAGAUUCCAAUCCACUUUGGGGAGAUGAAAUAGAAUUCUCUCUCCUCGAUUUAGACGCCGAUUCAUCCCGAGCAACAAUGCUCCUGGACCAAGAGCGAAUAAUCAAUAGUUGGGAGAAAAGCCACCUCUGUCAGGACGGCGAGAGAGAGCUAAUCAAUAGCUUCCUUGCUACCCAUCAACAUGCAUUGUCUCUCGGCAUGUUCCCCAGGACCGGUGUCAGUGAUCCAUGGACAAUGCCCAACCCGCCGACUGAACUUCUCUGUAAACGGCCUCGUUAUACACUUCUGGCGAAAAAUAUCGUGAGUCGUCCUCGCGACCGCGUCAAGACAUGGCUUCCAAUAUAUCGGGAUCGGUUGACUCCAGACCCGUUUGUUGAUGACACAGCUCAUGGACAUGAAAAAGAAAACCAUGUCUGUUUGGAUCGAUUGGACAUCGGAAUCGGAUGCUGUAGUAUUCAAACCACUUUCCAGACUGCUAAUGAAGCCGAGGCAAGGUGGCUACAUGACCAGCUAAUGCCGUUGGGCCCUAUUUUUCUGGCCAUGACUGCCUCGACGCCAAUUUGGAAAGGGUACUUAGUCGACAGUGAUUGUCGUUGGCAGAGAUAUGGAGACUUACUUGAUGAUCGUCUGCAAGACGAGAAGGAGUCGAUCCCUGCGCGGUGGACCUGGAAACAAAGUUAUAUUUCGACAGAACAACCUCCAAAUCUCAAAAACGAGCAAUCAUUUCAUCCGAUGGAAAAUGAAGUUCGAGAAUAUCUGAUUGAAGGGGGGAUGGACAGUUUCUUGGCAGAUCAUUUCACAUCAAUCCUCUCGCGGGAUCCUCUUCUACUCACCGAAGCCGACUUGCAAAACUGCGAACCCCCCGACACACGACUCUUCGAGUCCCUUUACGGAUGUGCUUGGCAUCCUGUCCGAUUCAAGCCACCAACCAGCGACCAAGGGCCAGGUUGGCGCGUUGAAUUCCGUCCGAUGGAAGCCCAGCCGACUGAUUUCGAAAAUGCCGCCUUUGCAAUCUUUUCAUAUCUUGUUUCUCGAGCAAUCUCGGUCCUUCGACUCAACUUAUACAUCCCAAUCGAUAGACUUGGUCAGUCUUGGGCAUCUUGUCAGAAGCGUCAUGCAGCCGUCCACGGGCGUUUCUGGUUCCGCAAAUUGGAGUGGCAUUCUAAUUCGGGACGCAUCAAUAAGCAUAUUGCUCGCAUGCUGGGGGUGCAAGGCCAUCAUAAUAUGAUGGGCAAAGACCAGUAUGCUUUAAUGACUGUCGACGAGAUCAUAAAUGGAGAAUGUGCCGUUGACGGUUUUCCGGGGUUGAUGUUCAUGGUAGAAUGCUACUUUGAUUACGUCGGUGUUCCCCAAAAGGAACAGAAACAGAUCUCUCAAUAUCUGGACCUUAUUCGAGAUCGAGCCCGAGGCACAAACCCGACCCCCGCAACGUGGAUGAGAGACUUUGCUGGCAGUCACAAAGACUAUCGGGAGGAUAGCUACGUCAGUGAGGUCAUGUGUUAUGACAUGAUGAGAGCUAUGGUUCAAUUGAACGAGCCAAAGAAUAGAUAG
Messenger RNA from Penicillium argentinense, 1671 nucleotides. Its product is annotated as Glutamate-cysteine ligase catalytic subunit. Gene Ontology annotation, cellular component: glutamate-cysteine ligase complex. The transcript has 6 exons. The coding region runs from base 1 to 1671 and encodes 556 amino acids. Gene Ontology annotation, biological process: glutathione biosynthetic process. Lineage: Eukaryota; Fungi; Ascomycota; Eurotiomycetes; Eurotiales; Aspergillaceae. The record is from RefSeq and is a predicted model, not a curated record. Gene Ontology annotation, molecular function: glutamate-cysteine ligase activity.